AUGGCUCAGAGCUGGUUGAUAGAAGAGGGCUCAUCGUCUCAUCCCGAGAGAGCGGGGGGAAGAGCAGCACAGUCACAGUUACAACCACAGGCACAAGCACAACCACAGGCACAAGCACAAGCACAAGCGCAGGCUCUGGCACAGGCGCAGGCUCUGGCACAGGCGCAGGCUCUGGCACAGGCGCAGGCUCUGGCACAUGCACAUGCACAUGCACAUGUCCCAGUCCAAAUACAUGCACAAACGAACUUGGAUGUACCUUACUCUAAAACUUUUGCAAAUAUGAACCAGCCUACCAAUGUGUCUUCCUCCAUGUUGAGGGCUCAAUCAACAGAACCACCAGUACCGACACCAAUACAAACAUCAUUGGAAUCAACAUCAUCAUUGGCAACCACCCCCCAUGCUCAGGCCCAGACACAGGCAACAUCAACAACCCCGGUCUUUCCAGCAACUGACCCAACUCAGCCACCUUCUUCCUCUCUACACCCUAUCGCCAUUAACACUUUCAAUAACAUCGAGAUUCCUUCCAACGAGAGCAGUUACAGCAGCAGCAACGUCUCUCCUGCAUCAACAAGCACACCGGCUACUCCAAGUGCUACCACUGACGCUAUUGCUGCUUCAAGCAGCCCAUCUAUCUCCUUCUCUGUUCUUGCCUCUUCUGCCAAGACUCCUUCUACUUCAACCUCAACAGACCCAACAGCGUCAGCCACUUCAACAACAUCCUCCAAACCCAAAGCGAAGCGAGUCAGGACCAGCAAACCAAAAGUCAAGACAGGAUGUACCAAUUGCAAGCAGAGACGUAUCAAGUGUGAUGAGGCCCGGCCAGCUUGUACGCAAUGUGUUCGAAGCAACAAGAACUGCACUGGCUACCCACCCCCCAGUCGCAGUUCCCGCCCCUUUGAAGAGGUUCGAAUCGCCCCGAAACCGAUGCCAGUCUACGACGCCCAUGUACCCUCGAAUGCUAUCAUUGCGCCUUUGCACGGCGACUACCACCUACUGCCACGUCGAGUGCACCAACGAGCAGUGUUGAGAGCUGCCUCCCCUGGAACCCCUUCCUCGUCACCCACUACUUACCAACCAUCCGUGGCUCUUCACAUCCAGCCCAGUGAAUCUUUCUACUUUGACAUUUUCCGCUCGCACACGGCCCACGAGCUAUCCGGCUACUUCAACAACGUGUUCUGGACCCGCUACGUGUUACAGGAAUGUCAUUCCGAAGAUGCUAUCAAGUGUGCUGUGAUUGGACUGGGUGCCCUGUAUCAGACCCUUGAGCAGACGGCUGCGCUCGACAUGCGUCGUGGAUCCGAUGCGAGCUCCGAGGCUCGAUUCGAGAUUGUUAGGGGCCAUUGGCAAGUGGCUAUCAGGCGAUACGGUGAUGCGUGCAACGCAUUGGUCAAACUAAACACUCAGGAUCAGAGAUCACACAGAACCUCCAUCAUGGCCAAUGUACUUCUCGCCUGUUUCGACUCCUUUAUUGGCGAUCACAGGCAGGCGAUCCAUCAGAUCCAAACCGGGCUUGGUUUGCUCGACAUAUUCCACACUCAGCAAAGGCAACGACUCCUGCCUGCGUCCGAAGAUUCUCUCGAGGAGGAACUCGUUACUAUCUUUACCCGACUAGCGAUCCAAGCAAAGUCUUAUGACAUGGCUUUCCAUUUCCCACAACCAUUCAGUAUACGGCUCAGUUCCCAGUCUCGACCGCAAUCUCCUGGUCACAGUGGCGCAAAUACCCCUUUGCAGGAGGAGCCCCUCUCUAUCCCCGAAACCUUUACCUCUGUCAUCGAAGCUCGGGUCGCCUUUGAUAACCUGAAUGUUCGAAUCAUGCGAUAUAUAGAGGAACUGUUCUCCAUGAAAUCGGAUCUCAAGGGCACACUUCCCCCAUCUUGGCUAGAUUAUGGUCUUUCGUUCAAGAACCAUCUCGAUAGAUGGGCCAAGGCUUUCGACAACUUGUUUUUCGCGCGACACAACCCCUCUAUCAGUAUGCAAGAGAAAGCAGGCAUUGCAGCUUUAAGGAUGCUGGCCACUAACACGAGAAUCCUGUAUCUUAUGAUGUUCAGUGAUAAAGAGUCCGACUUUGACAACUUUCUUCCUCAGUUUCAGACUAUAGUCGACCUGGGUAUUGAGAUAGUCGGCGACGAGGAGAGACGAGCUGCCGCGCGCGACUGCCCAAACCCUGGACAGUGCCAGCAUAGACAACGCGAAACCUGGCAGUCCCAAGACUUCUUUCCGUCAAUGGGAUUCUCAGCCCCUCAUAUCAAACCUCGAUUUGCCGCCGAUCUCGGCAUCGUUGCUCCUCUGUUCGUUGUAGCUACAAAAUGCCGUGACCCAGGUACCCGCCGUCGAGCCAUUCAGCUACUUCGCAGCAGCGCUCGUAGGGAGGGCAUGUGGGAUAGUGAGAUGGUGGCCAACAUCAGCGCUUGGGUUAUGAAUCUCGAAGAGUCAGAGACGCUUGCCAUGGGAGUUGAGUCCUACCCUGCCGAUGGUAUCUCAAGGCCCAUACCCCGCAUAAUACCCGAAGAAAAGCGCUUCACGAUUCGAUCCGUCGACUUUGAUUUGCGGACUCGUGUUGCAGACCUCCAGGUUGGUGUCCGCGGCCUCCCACCCGGCAUGCCGGACCCAAAGUUUCGCCAAACCCGAUUAAAUUGGUGA
Fusarium pseudograminearum CS3096 is the source of this 2640-nucleotide messenger RNA. RefSeq lists its product as uncharacterized. Gene Ontology annotation, molecular function: DNA-binding transcription factor activity, RNA polymerase II-specific; zinc ion binding. Bases 1 to 2640 code for a protein of 879 amino acids. Gene Ontology annotation, biological process: regulation of DNA-templated transcription. The transcript is spliced from 2 exons. NCBI's taxonomy places the organism in Eukaryota, Fungi, Ascomycota, Sordariomycetes, Hypocreales, Nectriaceae. The record is from RefSeq and is a predicted model, not a curated record.